Molecule: messenger RNA, 3007 nt
Organism: Zingiber officinale
Lineage: Eukaryota; Viridiplantae; Streptophyta; Magnoliopsida; Zingiberales; Zingiberaceae
Product: serine/threonine-protein kinase Nek5-like
Exons: 17
Coding region: 40-2517 (825 amino acids)
Biological process (GO): regulation of MAPK cascade; intracellular signal transduction; protein phosphorylation
Molecular function (GO): protein kinase activity; ATP binding
Source: RefSeq, a predicted model, not a curated record
UUCGGUCUAGUUGAGCCCAACUCCCUCGCUCGUUCGGUCAUGGCGUUCCCUUCUUCCCGUGGCCGGCGUGGAGGCCGCGCCGAUCUCUACUCCACUGUCGUCGUCCAUGGAGACGACGAUGACGCCGGAUCUCAGCAGGACGCUGCCUCCUUGGAUCAGGAGGAGGAAGAUGAGGACCCCUCCCUUCCUCCCCUCCUCAAGCGCCUUCCCAAGGACUUCGGCGCCGCUGCCGACGACGACGAGAGCGAAGGAGACGACGGGAAUGAAUUAUACGGAACUUUCAUCGUGAAGCGAGAUGCUCACCCCUCGCCCUCUCCUACUGAACGGCGAACUCUCCGGUCCCCCUUCAUGGAUCUACAGCGAGCGAGCCCAAGGAGCAGAGGAGGCGACCAGGAUGACCCCUACUCCACGUUCCUGGUUCAUUCUACCGCGGCGGGGUCGAGCAUGAGCGAGUCCGUGUCCGGGACUUUUGUCCGGAAGACGGGUCGUAGGGAUGAGGGUGGGUUUGGGUCUCCUUUUACGAGCGUGGCAGUGGAAGGGGUGCGGGGAGGAGAGGGAGGAGGGUUCGUGCAGUCCCAAUGGGAGGAGUCGAAGCAGCAGCACCAGAGGAGGAAGGCGUCGGUCAGUUCGGUGCCUGACAGCGUCGCCAAAGAUGAUCCUUCAUCUAAGUAUGAAUUACUUCAUGAACUCGGAAAAGGUUCUUAUGGUGCAGUAUACAAAGCAAGGGAUGUAAAGACUUCAGAGCUUGUUGCUGUCAAAGUGAUAUCCUUGACCGAGGGGGAGGAAGGUUAUGAUGAUAUUCGUGGAGAAAUCGAAAUGUUGCAACAAUGUAGUCAUCCAAAUGUUGUUCGUUAUUUUGGGAGUUACCAGGGAGAGGAAUACCUAUGGAUAAUAAUGGAGUAUUGUGGUGGAGGAAGUAUUGCUGACUUGAUGAAUACUACAGAGGAAUCUUUAGAUGAGAACCAAAUUGCCUACAUCUGUAGAGAAGCUCUAAAGGGGCUUUCAUAUUUGCACUCAAUUUUUAAGGUCCAUAGGGACAUUAAAGGUGGUAAUAUUUUACUUACGGAACAGGGAGAGGUAAAGUUGGGUAAGCACUUACCUGAGAAAUGCUACUCUGGCUGCAUCCAUUUGAAGAUGUAUAUGCAUUGUAGCAAAAUAGUUACCAUUCAAUUUUUUAUUACCAUAUUUGUACCUGAAACAGGUGACUUCGGUGUGGCUGCCCAGCUUACUAGGACCAUGUCAAAGCGUAACACAGUUAUUGGUACUCCACAUUGGAUGGCUCCAGAAGUUAUUCAAGAAAGUCGGUAUGAUGGAAAGGUUGAUGUUUGGGCGCUUGGUGUCACAGCUAUUGAAAUGGCAGAGGGACUACCUCCAAGAUAUGCGGUGCAUCCAAUGAGGGUGCUGUUUAUGAUAUCAAGUGAGCCUGCUCCAAUGCUUGAAGACAAAGAAAAAUGGUCACUUCUUUUCCAUGAUUUUAUUGCUAAGUGCCUAACAAAAGAUCCACGAUUACGUCCAUCUGCAACUGAGAUGCUAAAGCAUAAAUUCAUUGAAAAAUGCAAUUGGGGGCCUCCAAAAAUGCUGCCAAAAAUUAAAAAAGCUAGGCAAAUAAGAGCAUCAAUGGCUGCACAGGCCCAACAUCAACAAGCAGGAAGUGAACCUAGAGUAGAAGGAGCUGUAUAUGGAGACACUGUUCCUUCCAGGCCUAUGGGUUAUCCAAUCAACAGUGUUGAAACUGAUGCAGGGGAAUUUGGUACUGUCGUAGUUCAUGAUGAAGUUGGAAACAGGGAUGAACUUGUUGAAUCUCCUAUAUCUAAGAAACCAGAAUUCAUACCUGGACUUGGUGACAUCAGUUCUUUCAAUCAUGAUCCUGGGGAUAGUUCUUUUGAUUUUUGGGUUGACAAUUUGAGUGGUACUAUAGUUACUAAAAAACCUGAUGCAGUGGAAAUGCUUGAUUCCCAACCAAUCCAACGGUUGCCGUCGUCUUCUGGUUAUGUUGAAAGAGUCAAUUCAAAUGUCGUCUUGCAGCAACAUAGUUCAGGCAAAAGUUAUGCAGUGUCUGAUAACUCUGACAAGAGCAGCACUCUGAGAAGUGCCACCAUGAACCGUAAAGCAUUUUCAGUACAAGAUAAGAUCCGGUCCAUCUAUGCUGCUGGCAAUACAGUACCUAUUCCAUUUCUUAAGGCAAUAGACAUUUCUCCUCUUGCUCUAGUCUCUGAGAAUGUAGCUGGGGAUAGAGUGCAGGAAUCUAAGUCUCAUGCUGCAUUGGAAGCAGUGAAGGAGCUUUUUAGUGGCGAUGGGCAAUCCAAAAAAGGACGUAAAGGGCAAAAUGAGAUCCAGCUUCCUCCAGGAGUUUAUCAGAGAUUGACUACAAGCCCAACAUUGAUGAAUCUAGCACAAGCACUGGCUUAUCAUAAAACGUGUUAUGAGGAUAUGCCACUUCAAGAGUUUCAAGAAGCACAAGAGAAGCAGACUAUUCAAAACCUUUGUGACACACUCCGUACUAUUUUAAGGUUAUAGAUAGCAACCUCAUGAUCUGGUCAGUGAAGGGGAGCAUGUUGGUUGUUAUUUAUGGUAGAUGACCACAUCAUAGAUUAUAAUAGAUGCAUCCCUUCAAGUUUAAGAGGUAGUGCACCCUUGUGAAUUUUUAUGGUUGCAUGUCAUGUUUUCCCAUCUUUAUCGAUAGAUAAUCCAUAACCUUUGCUCAUUCCUCUUGCUGCCAAGCAUCAUCUUUUUCCGACUAAAAUUUUUCCCCCGAUAUUUCCAUCACUGAUGAUUUCAAAUAGACUUCGUGCUGCUGUUGUGGCAAGGUGCUCGGAAUGACACCCGUAAAUCUUCACUACAAAUUGAGUAAUGUAAUCCAGUCAUUAGAUCUAAUGUAAAGAAUAGGCAUGCCCACUCUAACAUUUGAGAGCAAAGUAAAAUCUCUUGUUCAGUUUAUUUCUGCUAUUCUUGAGUAAGUUGUGGAUGAUAACUAAUAAAAAUAUUAUCUGUUAGCUGUUUUUAUUUC